Messenger RNA from Bipolaris oryzae ATCC 44560, 642 nucleotides. RefSeq lists its product as uncharacterized. NCBI's taxonomy places the organism in Eukaryota, Fungi, Ascomycota, Dothideomycetes, Pleosporales, Pleosporaceae. The transcript is spliced from 3 exons. Bases 1 to 642 code for a protein of 213 amino acids. The record is from RefSeq and is a predicted model, not a curated record.
AUGUUGCCGACACCCACAUCCAUUAUGAAGGUGCAUACACCAUGGCGAGCCCUGCAGUUCUAUGCAUUCUUCCACUAUCUUCACUAUGGUAUCUUUGGAGGGGAUUUCUUGUGGCCACUGUAUUUCUCGCCGCUGAUAUAUUUGCGAAAAGUACUGGAGAGUGGCCAGUUUAGUGCAGACAUCUCAAGACUGUACACCGAACCUAGAGUGAUUCUACAGUGUAAAUGGUAUAUUUACUUGGCCUGUCUUAUCGGUAUUGGGUUCAAAGAUGUGCCAGAGAAUUUAGUACGCUACCGGCGUCUAUUGUAUUUCGAAAGACUUUUUGUUGUCUCUCCGGAGGCACUCGUUGAUGUUCCUGUGACUAAGACAUACGAGCUCCAAAAAUCGCCCUUCUUUGUAACAUUAAUGAAGCAGAUCCUCAGCAUCAUACCUCUGGAUCUGAUGAGACUUCGGUCGUAUUCGUUCUGCGCGUUAUCAAUAGUUACAGUACUCUGGGGUACCGGCGCCCACGUAUUCAGCCCUGAUCGUGGGAUAUUUCAAAAAAAAACCCCCAAGAAGCGGGAACUGGCACUAUCUCUAACCCUAUCGCGUUUCGCAAGGAUUCUAAGAGUGAGGAGUUACAACAUGAAACGGCGAAAAUGA